UUAUUUUUUGGGGGUAAAAGAAAACCUAAAAAUUUUACAGCAUUCAAAAAUAUUUGGGUUUUUUCACAUAGAGUAUUUUUGGUUCCCUCCUCAGACGAUUGAUCACACAAUUCUUUCUUCCUUUAUAUUUCGUCUUCAAGUUUCAAAUACACGGUCGAUCUUCAAGCUUCAACUUUCAACAUUGUUGGAUAUACAUGAAUGGCCAGUGUAGAUUCUAAUUUGGAUGGUUCAAGUCCAACGGAUCCAGUAACAACAACUGGCGGUAGUUCCUGUGCAAAUGCACCCCUGAUAAGAAGUUCUGGUGAUCCAGGAUGGCAAUAUGGUACUUUGUGUGAUAUUAAAGUUAAGGAUGCAAUCAAAUGUAAUCUAUGUGGGUUUAUUUCUAGAGCAUGAAUUACUAGGCUAAAGUACCAUAUAUCGGGAAUAAAAGGAAAGGGUGUAUCUAUAUGUAAAAAUGCAAGCAAAGAAGAUAAAGCUCUGUGUGUUGCUUUAGUUGAGAAGCCAAGAGAGAAGAAGAAAGAGAAAAGAAUCCAAGAAGAAGAACUAAGAGCGGAGGUUGAAAUUGAAGAUGAAGACAAUGAGUUCAAUGUGGGGUCUAAGAAAAAGAAGCCAAACUAUUUGGGGCCAAUUGACAAGUUUGCAAAUCCUAUUAAUACCGAAGCUCCAACGCUUAAUAUGCGUCAAAAAAAUCUUAUGGACGCACUUGCUAAAGAAAGGACACUUGUUGUACAUCAGUUUUGUGCCCGAUGGGUGUAUGAAUCGGGUAUUCCUUUUCAUUCAAUCGAUAAUGACGGGUUUAAGCAGUUUGUUGAAGCAGUUGGUAAAUAUGGUCCAGGUUACCGUCCUCCAAGUCAAUAUCAACUUAGGGAACCAUUACUGAAGGAGCAAGUUGAAAGAACUAAAGGGAUUCUCAAGAAACAAGAAGAAGAGUGGGCACAAAAUGGUUGUUCAGUUAUGACAGGUAAACGAAGAAGCAUAAUGAAUUUUUGUGUGAACUCUAGGCAAGGUACAACAUUUAUUUCUUCUGUUGAAUGUUCCAAAGAUGCACACACGGGUCAAUUCAUAUUUGAUUAUGUUGACAAGUGCAUUGAAGAAGUUGGGUCAAAGAAUGUAAUACAAGUUGUGACUGAUAAUGCUGCCAAUAAUAUGGUAGCCGCCAACAUGCUAAUAGAGAAGAGACCAAACCUAUUUUGGACUUCUUGUGCUGCACACACCAUCGAUCUUAUGCUUGAAGCAAUUGGUAAAGAACCUAAAUUCAAAAAUUGGAUUGGUAAGGCAAGAACUUUAACUAUUUUCAUUUAUGCACAUCAUAGGACAUUGGCGUUAAUGCGUAAGUUUACAAAGUGUAAGGAUAUCGUGAGGCCGGGAGUUACUAGGUUUGCUACAUCAUUCCUUACAUUGGAAAGUUUGUUGGAGAAGAAGGAAAUGUUAAGACUUAUGUUUACAAGUGAUGAGUGGACAAAAUCUAAAUGGGCUAAUACUAAAAAUGGGAAAGGAGCGUACGGAAUUGUAAUGAGCCGAGCUUUUUGGAAUGGGGUAAAUUUAUGUUUGAAGGUGAUUUCUCCGUUAGUCAAAGUCCUUCGACUAGUUGAUGGAGAUCGAAAGCCAUCAAUGGGCUUCUUGUAUGGAGAGCUUAAACAAGCAAAAGAAGAUAUCAAAAUGGCUUUUAAUAAUGUGGAGAAUAACUAUCGUUCUAUCAUAGACAUUAUUGACACAAAAGCAAAAGGUCGACUUGAUAGUCCGUUACAUAUGAUGGCUUACCUAUUGAAUCCUUAUUACUUCUUUAAAAAUCAAGAGAUAAAAGACAAUGUUAUGGUUUCAGAUGCGGUUUUUACAUGUAUUGAAAAGUUUUUUCUUGAUUACAUUGACAAGCAAGACCAAGUAAUAAAUAUGGAACUCUCAAAGUAUAAGGAAAAAGAAGGAGAUUUUGGAAGAUUGUUAGCCGCAAAGGGAUGUUCAGAAAAUAAUAGCUCUUAUGAUCCAGGUACUUGGUGGAUGACUUAUGGAAAUUCAACUCCAACUUUGCAAAAGAUGGCUAUAAAAAUCCUUUCAUUGACGACUAGCUCUUCCGGUUGUGAAAGAAAUUGGAGUGCAUUUGAGGGGAUACACACAAAGAAAAGAAAUAGGCUUGACAGUCAACGAUUACAUGACCUAGUAUAUGUUCAAUUUAAUUCCAAACUCAUCAACAAGUGGGCAAGAGUGAAGAAUCAAAAUGUUGAUGUAUUGCGCUCUUUAGAUGCUAGUAUGGCACAAUCAUGGAUUGUUGCUAUUAGUGAUGAUGAAGAGGAAAUGGAAGAAGGUGGUGGUUUGGAGAAUGGUGGAGAAGAAAUUGAUGAUGAAAGUGAAACUCAAGAGGAUAGAGAACUCGAUGAAGAUGAUUUUGUGUCGGAUGCUGAACAAGUGUAAGGUGAUGAAUAUUUUGAAUUUAAUUCUGAUGAAGAAGGGUGUUUGGAGUGAAAUGAAGUUGAUUAUAUUUACAUGCAAGGAUAGUUUAUUUACUUCAUUUCAUAUAUCUAAUCUAAUGAUCUAACAAGCUUUUGUAAUGUUCACUUGUUUUUUGAAAGACGAUACUUUUUGUAAACUGUAAGUGUGAUAGUCAAUUAGUGACCUUGUUUAUCUUAG
Lactuca sativa (garden lettuce) is the source of this 2622-nucleotide messenger RNA. RefSeq lists its product as uncharacterized. The record is from RefSeq and is a predicted model, not a curated record. Gene Ontology annotation, molecular function: protein dimerization activity. Lineage: Eukaryota; Viridiplantae; Streptophyta; Magnoliopsida; Asterales; Asteraceae.